AUGGCUUCGCCUCUCACGAUGGGUUCCCACAACCAGCAAUGGGCAGGCGGCCAUUCGCACUCGGCACCGCCUGCCAACGACUCGGACGAGUAUGGGCUCCAGGUCAGGCCCAUGGGACGACAUGUUUCUCUCUCCUUCGCAGUCAAGGUUCACUAUACCUUCGACAGAGACAGCCAGGUGAACUGCCUGGCUCGUUGGCCACAAAUAUUACAGAUCCAAGCCAUUCCUCUCGACGAGAGGAAUUGGAUCGGCGUCGUCGACCUCAAGUUGUGCCUCCAGGCCCUCGCCCAAUGCAGCCCUGAGAUUGUCGGCCAGCCCGACACCGACUACACCGUCUAUGCCUACGACUACUCGGAGCCCGACAUGCCGCUGGUCGGACAGGGCAUGCUGUCAUGGGCCUUGGAGAUGGCGGGUGCGGCGGACGAGCCGAAAUGGGUCACGGGUCGCGUCACCAAGAAUCUGCUGGCCAUCUUCGGGAACGGCAUCAGGGAGACGCUAGAGGUGAAGCUCAAGCUUACCGCCGUGCCGAGGGUAAUGCAACGCGCCGAGCCUCAAAACAACAGCAUGAGCGACAUGCAACAGGCACCCAUGAAAAAUGCACCGACGCCGACCGACACCACCGAGUGGAACUCAUUCAUCCAGUCGAACCCGGCUCUUGGCCGCUCCGCCAACGUCGCUUCGGUACCUUCUCCCAAUCUGGGUCCGUACCGAGCCGAGAUGCCUACGAACAUGAACAUGAACAUGUCCAUGGACUCCAGGCCUAUGUCCAGGCCCAUGUCCAGGCCUUCGUCUGCAGCCCCGGCACCACCCCAGCGGCCACCCACGGCUCCUGCGCCUAUGCAAAUGGGCCCCAGUGAGGAGCCUGCCUCGGCGCCAACGUCAACACCAGUCGAGAUGCACAAGGAACCCGCUAAAGCGUCGCGGCCAUCAUCAAGAGCAUCUAGAUCAAAAGCUCCCACCGGACGACCUAGGGGCCGGCCACGCAAGAAGCCGCUUGGCGAUGGAAACACUUCAGCUGCGGAGGAGCAACCGACCGAUGCCGACGAAGGGCCCAAGAAGAAGCGGGCCAAGACCACCAAGGCAGACUAUCCGGUGAGGAACCCGCUGGACUCGGUCCCCGACUCCCUCAGGGUCGCUGCUAGUAUUUCGGGGUCUCUACGCACGAUGCGGCCGGUCGCGGCUGGAGGCGAAGGACCUGGCGCCAGCCACCUGCAAGAAGCACCCCGGGUACCAACUCCCGUCCCGCAGGGUCAUCCUUUUGGUCAGCAGCGGAAGCGACCUAUCCCUCAGGGAUCAAGACAGGGGUCGGUGGCUAGCUUUGAUGGCCAGCUAAUGUACGCGAAUACGUAUUCCGAUAUGCAUAUGCACGGCCACGAUGCCCGUUCCCCAACCGAGUCAUUCGGAAACUCUCCAGGUAUCUACACGCCAGAGGACAGUCCUGCCGAUCUCGGAUCAUCACCGCCUGUUCCCCGGACGACGCCAUACCUGCGGUCCAGCCCGCCGCCCUCGAGUCCGAUCCUGCCGCCCAUGCCCAGACACCAGCCUGACUCUGGCUUCAUGAGCGGGGGCAUUGACGAUGUAAUGUUCGAUGAUGAGGACCUCCCGCAAACACUACCUCAACAACCCGUCCAGGACGAGGCCCCGGCUCAGCCCCGUCGUGCGACCAAGGGCGGCCGGAAGAAGAACAACGCGCCGCAAAGCGACAGCUUCAACUUUCAGAUGGAGAAUCCAGGCCCGCCGGAACUUCUCCCUGCUACGAGCAUCUAUAACCCCCCAAACCAAAAGAGUCUGAACGCCAGGUCCACUAAAGUUGGCCAGCCUCCGCCUGCACCGCCCCAACUUCAACGCUCUCAGACCGAGCCCACCCCGAGACCUGAAAGCAACGAGAUGCAUUCAGCACCCGCGCCAACUAUGGCACCCCAAGGGGCGCCUCAAAUGCCAACCCAACAACAAACUCAAGAAGACCCUACACAGGCAGAUGUCGAGAACCUGAGGCUAUUGGCCAUGGCCCAGGAGUCUCGAGAAAUGCCAACCCGUAGGGAGUCCCAGACCCCACAGGUUGUGGACCAGCCUCCCGUUAAGAUCGAGGAUGCCCCAGCAGACAUUGAGGAAGUCGAACAACUCCCUGCCCCUCAACCAGAACCUCAACUACAGCCGCUACCACGCCAGCUUGCUAGAGCAGCGUCAACGAGCGCCGUGCCAGCCAGCGAUCCCCCGGUCGUCCACGCGCUGACACUGCCGCCUCCCCCGCUGCCCACGUCCUUUUCCGAAGCUCCGUGCCCGCCCAGCGACAUCGACCAGCCCACUGCGCGGAUGAACAAGAACCUCGUGAAGAAGAACACGAUCAAGGAGCGUCUGGAGAAGGCCAUAGAGAGCGGCGAGAUGCCUCCAUACUGUAUGAACUGCGGCGCGAUCGAGACCCCGACAUGGCGCAAGAUGUGGACUCAGGAUCACGAGGGAGUGCCCGGUUACUACGAGUACUCUGAAAAACCUGGUUUUGUGACGGCUAUCGAUAUCCUGGACCGGGAUGCGGAUGGCAGGCCCCAGCGGUACCGGCUAGUCAAGAAGACCCUUGGCCCCAUGGAGGACAAGAGCAAGUGGACUGAAAUGCUCCUGUGCAAUCCCUGUGGUAUCUGGCUGGGGAAGUUCAAGAGCCAUCGUCCCAAGGACCGAUGGGAAAAGGAUUCAUCGAGGCUCAACCAGCCGCGACGAAAGCGCGAGCCCAAGAGCGGCGCUGGCAACUCACGGUCCAAGAAGUCGCGCACCAAGAGCGACCCGCAGCUGCAGUUGACGUCUGAGGCUUAUUUCACCACGGACCCAAUCGGGCCGGCCGACGCGGUGCCUUCGCCUUUCGACCUUGAAGCUGCUGCCGGCAACGGCAUGGCGGGAGGUGAUUCCGGCAACAGCAACAACGACUCAGCCAGCCAGUCUUUUCCAUCAGGGUCUAACCAGGCACCUGAACCCCGGGGAUCCCCGAACCGGAACGGGCCGGGAUCUACCCACUCAAGGGGGAGCGGCACCGCCGACAGCCCGAUCGCCAUAGAGGACGAUCUCGGCGGCACGCGGAGGCUGCUCUUCCCCUCCCCGAGAAAAGACGGCGAGCCAAAAGUUCUGAGCGAUGUUUCGGUCAACACGGCCAAGAACUCCCCUACCAACAGAGCCGCCAAGCAGCAGCAGCCUGUGGGCAAGGAGAACGUGGGAGAGGAGCUCCCACCGGUGCCCGUCACGCCCGGCAUGCGAGUUGUUAACGACGACAUGGCCGAUCUGUUUGGGACACCGCCCACUGCCCGCCCCUCCACGCCGCCACCCAAGUCGGGAAGCUCGAACCCCAACGCGUUCAAGACGCCGACGCGGGCCACGCCCUCGCACCGCCCGAUCACGCGUAGCAUCUCCAAGUCGAUCCGGUCCGUCCGCUCCAUCCCCAAGUCGCCGAGCCAGGCCCUGCUCCAGCUGCAGAGGACGCCGUCCAAGACGCCGCGGUCUGGUACCUCGGGCUCUGGCGGCGGCGGCAUGAUGAUGGGGGCAGGCAGCGCGUCGUCCAAGAGCCGCCGGACCCCGGGCCGCCACCAGCACCUGCAGGGCCUGCACGCCCACUUCGCGCCCAGCUGCCUCGACUCGCCCUUCACGGCGACCAUCGACCUGCUCGUCUCCGAGGCCAACGACUUCACCGAGGGCUCCUCGGCGCACGGCCUCAUCGACUUUGACCUCGCGAGCCUGCCGAACCUGGACAGCGACGCCGCCGCCGCGAUGGGCGGCGCCGGCGUGGCGGCGAUGGACUUUGGGCAGUACCUGAGCACCGACAUGGUCAUGCCGAGCUCGUCGCCCGGCGGCGGCAGCGGCGGUGGCCGUCUGCACCACCACCACCACCACCAGCACGUGUCGUUUAGUGCGGACGGCCUGGGCGAUGACGGUUCGCAUCUGUGGGCGCAUAUCGAUCUGCAGACGGAUGUGGGGGCGAUCCAUGGGCAGAUGUAG
Messenger RNA from Thyridium curvatum, 3975 nucleotides. RefSeq lists its product as uncharacterized. Lineage: Eukaryota; Fungi; Ascomycota; Sordariomycetes; Thyridiales; Thyridiaceae. The transcript is spliced from 3 exons. The record is from RefSeq and is a predicted model, not a curated record. Gene Ontology annotation, molecular function: zinc ion binding. Gene Ontology annotation, biological process: rDNA heterochromatin formation; regulation of transcription by RNA polymerase II; silent mating-type cassette heterochromatin formation. Bases 1 to 3975 code for a protein of 1324 amino acids.